AUGCGCUGGUCCUUUAUCCGCUCGCUAGCAGCCGCCACGUUCGCCACCGCUCUCUUCACUGCCCCCGCUUUUAGCUCCGACGUCGCCCGGUCCCGUCCAUCCGAUGCCAUUGCACCGUCCUCCCGCCUCGCCGACGCUCUUCGCCGUGUCCAGACCGAGAACGCCGUCGUACGGGACCUCAGCGACGCUGCGCUCUCGCCGCUCGUGUCUUCCGUCGACCGUCGUCACGCUCUCGUGCAGCUGGGGGACAUGUACUUCUACGGCAACCGCUCGCUCGACACGCGCGUGAACGGCUCGCUGGCCAUGCGGCUGUACGCCGAAGCAGCGGAUCUGGGCGCGCCGCGAGCGCAAUUCCACGUGGGCGUGGCGCUGAGCUACGGACUCUGGGGCUUCCCAUUGGACGAAGCUGCUGCCAUGACGCGCUAUUACUUUGCUGCUCUCGGUGGGGACACGGGCGCGGCUAUGGCGCUGGGCUACAAACACGACACGGGCCAUGGUGCCCCUAAGAAGUGCGAGUCUGCCGUGCGGUACUAUGAAGUGGCAGCUGAUGACGCAGUGGCGAGACGGGAACGGAACGUGAGUCUCCCGGUCAUGUACGACCUGCCACAGCGCCGACUCAAGACCAUGGCAGAGGAGCAGCACAAGAAGAACCCGCCGGGUGACAGCGCGAUUGUCGACUACUAUCGCUUUUCGGCGGAAAAAGGCGAUCCUGAUUCUACACUGAGUUUGGCAACGUUGUACUACUACGGCGUGCGUGGAUUGACACAAGAUUUGGAGCGUGCAGCUCUCCUUUUUCAGAAGGCUUAUGAUCUGGGAUCUAGUGAAGGCGCGUACCGCCUCGGACACAUAUACAGCUAUGGUAUUGGUGUUAAACAGGACAAUGUCACGGCGGCUAAGUAUCUGCAAGAGGCAGUGACUGAGGGCAUUGCUGCAGCGCAGAAUGAGUUGGCGCACAUGCAUUUGGUUGGAAAAGGCGUUGAAGUGAACGAGCUACGAGCGGUGGAGCUCUUCAAGGCUGCAGCAAAGCAAGGCAACAUGGAGGCAUUUUACAACUUGGGUGUGCUGCAUAUGCGGGGUGAGAGUGCGAUGGGCAUCUCACUAGCACUGGAUCACCCCGAAUACGAGGUUGCCUAUGGUUUCUUUCAGGUAGCUGCGCAUCGAGGCCACACUAUCGCGAGUCAAAAGGUUGGUCACAUGAAGCUGCAUGGAAUCGGUACCACCCGCUCGUGCAAGACUGCAGUCGAUUCAUUCAAAUUGGUGGCCGAGCGUGGAGAAGGGGAACGUGUGCUCGCACAGGCUUAUAAAGAUUACGAGCGCCAAGACUACGAAGCGGCUUUUAUGAAGUACGCUGUGUUGGUACAGCAAGGCUACGAGGUCGCUCAGCAUAACGCUGCGUACCUGUUGGACAAUGGCUUCUUGUCUCCGUCUUCGCCAAUGCUGUCGUUAGCGUCUUCAAGCCUUGUACUCGAAGCAGAGGUCGUGGCUUCAACCGCACUGAAGCUGUACAGGCUGGCGGCACAGCAGGGCAAUGUGGACGCAGACUUGAAGAUUGGCGAUUACUUUUACUAUGGUAAAGGAGGCAAUCCGGUGGACUUUGCUAAGGCUAGUGCGCACUAUUCCCUUGCGAGCAAGCGGUCCAAUGCAGAAGCCACGUUCAAUCUUGCGGUGAUGUACGAGCACGGAAUUGGCGUGGACCGAGAUUUCUAUCUGGCCAAGCGCUACUUUGACAAGGCGCGUGUCGCUCACAGCGAUGCCAACGUACCAGUAGCGCUCGCACUAUGGAAAUUGCGAGUUCACAAGUAUUUCUGGUCAUGGAAAAGAUGGUGGAAUGAGCUGGUAGGUGAUGUCCAGCUGUCGACCGAGAACGGGUCGUAUCCAUCUGCUUCAUCCGAUAUCGCGGCCAGCAUCAAUCAAAACGUUGCCGACACAGAAGUGGGCACUGGUUCUGCUCUGCUCUCUUGGUUGAAGAAGUGGUGGUCAGGUGACGUGACGUUGAGCAUGGACACGAUUUGGCGUGUCACAUUCGGCGAGCUCUUUCAGUCUGACAAUUUCUUUAUCUUUGUAUUGAUGAUCGCUCUCGGCGUCGUUGUUUACAUCCGUACCGAGCGACAGCACAUGUGA
Messenger RNA from Peronospora matthiolae, 2121 nucleotides. Lineage: Eukaryota; Oomycota; Peronosporomycetes; Peronosporales; Peronosporaceae. The record is from the annotation of a GenBank genome assembly.